Messenger RNA from Miscanthus lutarioriparius, 1092 nucleotides. Lineage: Eukaryota; Viridiplantae; Streptophyta; Magnoliopsida; Poales; Poaceae. The record is from the annotation of a GenBank genome assembly.
AUGGAGAUGGAGGCAAAGAAGCCUUACGUGAUCGCCAUCGUCGUCCAGCUCAUCUACACCGGCAUGUUCGUCGUCUCCAAGGCGGCCUUCAACCAUGGCAUGAACACCUACGUCUUCAUCUUCUACCGCCAGGCCGCCGCGUCGCUCCUCCUCCUUCCUAUAGCUUUUGUUCUUGAAAGGAAAAAUGUGAGAACCUUGUCGCCUUGGCUGCUCCUGAAGCUCUUCUUCUUAGCCUUAAUCGGGAUCACAUUCAGCCUAAACCUGUACAACGUGAGCCUCAAGUUCACGUCGGCAACCGUGGCGUCCGCGGCGACCAACGCCAUGCCAGUCGUCACCUUCUGCUUCGCGCUGCUGCUGAAGAUGGAGGCGGUGAAGCUGAGGAGCUCAUCAGGCCUAGCCAAGCUCGCCGGCGUGUCGCUCUGCCUCGCCGGAGUCUUCGCCAUAGCCUUCUACGUCGGGCCCGCGCUGAGCCCCGUGAACCGCCACCGCGCCUUCGCCUCCUCCGCCAGUCCAGCUCCGAGCGGCGGCAGGACGACAUGGAUCAAGGGCACGUUCCUGAUGGUGCUCGCCAACAUGGCGUGGUCGCUCUGGAUCGUCCUGCAGGGCAGGCUGCUCAAGGAGUACCCCAACAAGAUGCUCGUCACGGUGGUGCAGUGCGUGUUCAGCGCCGUGCAGUCGUUCGUCGUCGCCGUCGUGGCUGAGAGGGACUUCUCCAGGUGGAGCCUCCGGCUCGACAUCAGCUUGCUCGCCGUCCUCUACACCGGGUUCUUGGUGACGGGAGUGACCUACUACCUGCAAGCAUGGUGUGUGGAGAUGAAAGGCCCUGUCUUCUUUGCCGUCUGGACCCCGCUCUGCUUCGUCUUCACAAUAUUCUCGUCGUCGUUCUUCUUGGGAGAGAUUGUGCACCUCGGCGGUAUUGUUGGGGGGAUCCUGCUGGUUGGUGGACUUUACAGUGUGCUCUGGGGUAAGAGCAAGGAAACAAAGGUUGCAACUUGUGGCAAGGUGAAUAGUGCAAUGGAUGAUGCAGAUGAGGAGAACAAUCAUCAUAAAACCUCAAGAGAAGGUGGAGACAACAUCAGCAUCAAUAGUUGA